Molecule: messenger RNA, 1076 nt
Organism: Fimicolochytrium jonesii
Lineage: Eukaryota; Fungi; Chytridiomycota; Chytridiomycetes; Spizellomycetales; Powellomycetaceae
Product: Alpha/Beta hydrolase protein
Exons: 6
Coding region: 155-946 (263 amino acids)
Biological process (GO): protein depalmitoylation
Cellular component (GO): cytoplasm
Molecular function (GO): carboxylic ester hydrolase activity; palmitoyl-(protein) hydrolase activity
Source: RefSeq, a predicted model, not a curated record
UCGUCCCGUCACGUAGGCUAUAAGUGUACGUCAUUCUCAGGAUUGUGACGAUACCAGCGCACAGGGUUGACCCAAGGUUCGAAGGUCGACCCGCAAACUCGCAAACUCGCAAACUCGCAAAUUGCAACUGUUCACUACUAUUACGGGGUACGUAAUGAAGGCAACGCAAAAGGCAGGGCCGGUUCCCAAGGAGUUCCCGAGCGUGCAGUUUCUGUACAGCUCCAGCCCGGAUGGCGUAGAUACAAACUUACUCGUCCUGCUGCACGGUCUUGGAGAUCAGCCAGCCAAUUUCAUGCAGUUUGGGAAAAAGAUGCAGUUGCCUCAGACAGCGUUGUUGGCCAUCAAAGGGCCUUCGCCCAUACCGUUCUUCGAGGGUACAGGGUGGGCACCGGCGUUUGAUCAGGAAGGGAAUGAAAUCCCUCCAUCGGACCGAGCCGUACGCGACGGCAUCAAGAAAACUCGCGGAUUGUUAGCUACUUUUCUGGAAGAAGCGAUCCUUACUGGGCAAUCGACAUCCAGAAAUCGUUGGCACGCGAAAAAUGUCUUCCUUCUUGGAUUUUCGCAGGGGGGCGCUGCCGCAGUAGAUUUGGCGCUGCUCAACGGGUCCGUUGUUCUUGGAGGUGUGGUCAGCAUCUCCGGGUUGCCUUCGCCAGAAUCAUACCCGCACCAGAAUACGUUGAAGCCGAAUUUGGGGUUGAAGAUUCUCGUUACCCAUGGGAGUGCAGAUGAAACCUUGCCGAAAUCUGAAUGGAAAGCGCGGGCCGCUUUCGUGCGAAAUCUCGUCGGGACAAAUGGAGAGCUCAAAGUUCAUGAGGUUGCGGGGAAGGGACAUGGGAUGCCGACAACUGAAACGGAGAUGCGAGAAAUCAUGAAAUUCUUUGGUGCAAAUCUCGGUUUGCGGAAUCUAGCAUUGGAAGCCAUGUCGGAUGUGUAUGAGGUUAAAUAAGGGGAGUCAUAAAGACACAAUCGUAUCGGCAAAGAAAGUCUCAGGAAAUAUUCAUCGUAACUGUACCCCAAUACCCAAACAUAAAGGAAAACCAUCUACAAAGUCAAUUGUGUUUAUAAGGUGGGAAACA